Linum tenue is the source of this 507-nucleotide messenger RNA. Lineage: Eukaryota; Viridiplantae; Streptophyta; Magnoliopsida; Malpighiales; Linaceae. The record is from the annotation of a GenBank genome assembly.
AUGAGGAAGAACAUAAUUCACAGGGAAGUGGAGCGCCAGAGGAGGAAAGAAAUGUCCACCCUUCACUCUUCCCUCAGAAACCUCCUUCCUCUCCGCUUUGUCAAGGGAAAGCGAGCGGUGUCGGAUCAUAUGCAAGCGGCUGUAGAGUACAUUAGAGAGCUCCAAAGAAGGACGGAUGAACUGAGCAAGAAGAGAGAUGAGCUCAAAAGCGGUUACGGUACCGGUAAUAGGGAUGAUCAAGUUGGCUCGAGCAGAAGAAGUAAUGAUAGUGCAGUUAGUAGUAGUAUAGUUAUGGUUCGUCCAUGUUUGAUUGGAGUGGAGGUGGCGAUUAAUGUUAGUAGUAGUAGUAGUAGUGGACGUGGAGGUCAACAAGGUGGUUUGCAGCUGUCUAGGGUUGUGGAGUUGCUGAUGGGACAAGGACUCGAUGUUGUAACCUGCGACACUGUCAGAGUGAACGAUAGAUUCAUUCACACCCUUCGAUCCAAGGUGGGUAAGAAAGCUAGCUAG